This is a messenger RNA of Diabrotica virgifera virgifera (western corn rootworm), 7776 nucleotides long. RefSeq names its product mannosyl-oligosaccharide alpha-1,2-mannosidase IA-like. The transcript is spliced from 7 exons. Gene Ontology annotation, cellular component: Golgi membrane; endoplasmic reticulum. Bases 97 to 2043 code for a protein of 648 amino acids. Gene Ontology annotation, biological process: N-glycan processing; carbohydrate metabolic process. The record is from RefSeq and is a predicted model, not a curated record. Lineage: Eukaryota; Metazoa; Arthropoda; Insecta; Coleoptera; Chrysomelidae. Gene Ontology annotation, molecular function: calcium ion binding; mannosyl-oligosaccharide 1,2-alpha-mannosidase activity.
CUGCGAGCAGCUGUCAGUGCACCAGUAAAUGGCGCAUCUUUGCCAAUGUUAGCCAAAAUAAUUUUUGCGAUAAAAAAGUACGUGUAAACAAAGAUCAUGACGGCUUCCGGAAUUUUACCUACAUAUCAAAGAUUCGUGCCCGGUGUCCCAGUGCCCUUUUCAAGACGUUCCUUUCGUCCAAGGGAAAAAUAUGUUGUAUUUUUAGUGUUUAUCACAUUCGGUUUUGUAUGUUUUGGUACAUUCUUUUUCCUACCUGAAUUUAGGACUGGUGGUACAGCUGAAAGUGUAUACAAAGUGUAUGAUCAAAUAAAGAGAGCUGGACCUGAUCUACUAAUACCUCCACCUCCUUUGGAGAACAUAGGAGAAGCCCCUAAACUCCUUAGACAUGAAGAUGACAUUAAGGAAGACCCUCAUGUCAUAGGGGAUAGGGCUAAACUUAGGGCCAAAAUUGAACAGGACGGUGAGUUAAAGGUUCUUGAAAGGCCUGAUAUAGAAAGACCUAAAACUUCCUCUACUGCUAAACAAGUCAGUGAAAUAAGGGUGGUAGAUGGUUUUGGAGAUCAGCUUCGAGACCAGCUUCAGAAAACAGUUCCUGCAGCUCACAGUAACCGCUAUCCAAUGUUAGAGGGAGGUGAAGAUGAGGAUGCGGAAGCUAGAGCCCGAAGGGAGAAAGUUAAAGAGAUGAUGAAACAUGGAUGGGACAAUUACGUAAGGUACGCAUGGGGUAAAAAUGAGCUGAAACCAAUAAGCAAACGUGGUCACAGUGCCAGUAUUUUCGGUUCUAUGCCAUUGGGAGCUACGAUCCUGGACAGUUUAGAUACACUCUAUAUUAUGGGCAUGAAAGAUGAAUUCAAGCAGGCUAGGGAAUGGGUGGCUAAUGAGCUGGAUGUUGAACAAGCAGUUUCAGACGUGUCUGUUUUCGAAGUAAACAUUAGAUUCGUGGGUGGAUUGUUGACGUGCUACGCCUUUACCGGCGAUACUUUGUUCCGUGACAAGGCACAGCAAAUUGCCGACAAAUUAUUGCCAGCAUUCGACACCCCCAGCGGCAUUCCCAACGCUCUGGUUAAUUUUAAGACAGGGGUUAGCAAAAACUACGGAUGGGCCAGUGGCGGCUCCAGCAUUCUCUCAGAAUUCGGUACGCUCCACCUAGAAAUGUCAUAUCUUAGUGAUAUUACUGGAAAACCAAUAUACAGAAACAAAGUGGAUCAUAUAAGAAAAGUAUUACGUGAAUUGGAAAAACCAAAGGGAUUGUACCCCAACUAUCUCAACCCAAAGACUGGAAAAUGGGGACAACACCAUAUGUCCAUGGGAGCUUUAGGAGACAGUUUUUACGAAUAUUUGUUAAAAUCAUGGAUACAGUCAAAUAAAGAAGAUAACGAAGCUAGACAAAUGUUCGAUGAUUCCAUGGCAGCCGUCUUCCAACAUAUGCUUAAAACGUCUACCAAUGGUCUUAUGUAUUUCGCAGAACUGAAAUUCGAUAGACCUGAACACAAAAUGGAUCACCUUGGAUGUUUCUCGGGUGGUUUACUAGGCCUAGCUUCCAAAACUCUCAGGAAUGACCAAUCGAGUAAAUAUAUGAAAGUAGCAGAAGAAAUCACUCGCACCUGCCACGAAUCCUACGACCGCACUGCCACCAAACUGGGUCCAGAAUCCUUCCGAUUCACUGAAGGAUCUGAAGCUAGAGCACUCAAAACGUCGGAAAAAUACUAUAUCUUAAGACCCGAAGUAAUAGAAACGUAUUUCUAUAUGUACCGUUUAACCAAAGACCAAAAGUACAGGGACUGGGGUUGGGAAGCUGUUCAAGCUCUCGAGAAGCACUGUAGAGUAGCUGGUGGAUUUACUGGACUUAAGAAUGUUUAUGCAGAAGAUCCACAACAGGACGAUGUACAGCAGAGCUUCUUUUUGGCUGAAACUUUAAAAUACCUGUACCUUCUCUUUUCUGACGAAAGCCUAUUGUCGCUAGACGAAUGGGUAUUUAACACGGAAGCCCAUCCUCUACCAAUAAAGGGAGUCAACCCUUUCUACAGGGAGUCCACACAAUAGCACCGACUUUAAAUUCAAUUAAACGACUGAUAUAUAGAAACAAUUAAUUAACUAAUUAAUUUAUUUGAACAGAUGAGAGAAAUAAUAUAUAUUUAAUUACGUUUCGAACAAUAUACAGAUCAGUUUACAGUUCAUUUAUCAAAAUAGGGCUAUUCAUCGCUGCUCAUUUAUUUCGAACACAUGACAUAUGACGUACCAUCUAUAUACGUCAUGCGUCAUUCGUAGAAUUAACGCACCACCUUAAAAAUUGGUCAUUCCUAAUGUCUCGAAUUUUCUAAACGUGUUUUCCGAUUUAAGUGAUUUUUUUAACAUGUUAUAGUUUUAUUCUUUGACAAUAUCGCUGUAAUAAUAUUGUUGCUAGACAGGUAAAUUUGUUUUGUGUACCGGGUGUAGCAAUCAAACUCUGAUUUUUUCUCCAGGUUCGCGUCACCCUGUGGAAUAUUCUAGCAUAUAUAAAAAACUGCAAUUAAAACCCAACUACAGCCUCAUGUUUUCUUAACAUUCUGUUUUUUAUUAAUUCGCUUAUGUUGGAUAAUAAAAGAGUUAGGUACUUUAACAACUAGCCUUGUUUUUCACCAAUACAGGGUUUUUUUAACAAGUAUGGCAAACUUAUGCAUGAAAAAAUAAUGACAGUUUGCUUUUUAAACGUGUGUCUGCAAACGCUUCGUUUCCAAGAUAGGGGGUGUUGAAAUUUUUCUUACAAACUGACGAUUUAUUUUCUGCUCUAAAACCUAUAAAUAUAUGCAAAUGAAAUUUGGUGGGCUUUAAGAGGUAGUUAUUGUGCAUUUUUUGACAUACAAUUAAGAAUUUUAUGUUCACCAUGGGCGCACAUAAGGGUCAUAUUACCCGUAUGCGCGCCAAUAUAUUAAAUUCCUAGUUGUUAAACAAGUUGUUAAAAACAAGGCUAGUUGUUAAAGUACCUAACUUUUUUAUUAUCCAACAUAAGCGAAUGAAUCAAAAAACAGAAUGUUAGAAAACAUGAGGCUAUAGUUGUGUUUUAAUUUCAAUAAUUUAUAAAUGCUAGAAUAUUCCACAGGGUCACUCGAACUUUGAGAAAAAAUCACAGUGUGAUUGGUAAACCCGGUAUACAAUGGCAAUUUACCUGUCUAGUAACAAUAUUAUUACAGCGAUAUUGUUAAAGAAUAUGGCUAUAACAUAUUAAAAAAAUCACUUAAAUCGGACAACAGGUUUGGGAAAUUCGAGACAUUAAAAAUAUCCAAUUUUUAAGUUGGUGCGUUAAUUUCUUGGAGAAGUGUAUUAUAAUUGGGAUAUACCAAUGACGUAGGAUGUAUAAAUUUUAUACUUCAUAGAUCAGGUAAAACAAAUGAGCAGCUAUUAAUAGCCCUAUUUCUAUAUCCUUCGUAAAGUAAUCCUUCGCCAGUUUGGUAAGACUUUUCGUUGAUCUGUAUAUUGUGAACAUCGACAAUGUGUCCCAACUGUCAGGUUUAAAUCUUUUUUACUAAUAUGACUAAAAUCGUUUUAACUCUAAAACUUAUUCGUUUCAUGACAUUUCUAGAGGUAAGUUACAUAUUUCCAGAUAUUAUAAAAAUAUAUUUUAUAUUAAUCAAACCACGAUUGCAUCUAUUGCUCAAAAUUUUUUAAAAUCAUUUGAGUAUUCAACGCAAUUUUGUAUUUACUUCUUAUUUUUAUUCGUUAUAACUAUUUCCCGCCAAAAAGAAUUGUAUACUACUGGUGCCAUCUAUUGCCAAGCUACUCCUUUGUUAUUUCUUAUUAUAUCCAAGGAAACAGAGAACUAAAGAUUUCUUACGCUGAAAAACAAAUUGUGGUUACAACCUAAAUUCGAGCCUUCUAAAAUUUACAAAGCAAACGGACGAUAAACGGAAGACAUGAUGAAUCUAUGAUAUGCAUUCCACAUCACGUCAAUUUAUCUAUUGUGCGUCCCACCUUGACUUUACAGUACAGGUUCUUAUGACCAACAGUGAUGCCAAAUUUUAUCAGAAACAGGUUUUAAGUAAACAUACUUUUUUCUAUAGGAUAACUAUUAAUAACUUAGGAAUUAAUAUUAUUGAUAUUUUGUGGCUGUCAAGGGUUCAAAAACGUUUUUUUUUCUUCGAAAAAUACCUUUAUGUGAACAAAAUAAAAAUAAUUUUGUAUAAAAUAUUUAUAUAAUAAUGUAUUUAAGCGCAUAAAUAUGUUAAACCUUAAUAAAUACGUAGGUACCUACAGAAAUAAUUAAGAUACAUUUAAACUAUCUAUUUUAGCUUCUUUCUACAAUCCCGUCUUCCUCACUUUGACUGCCACUGUCGUAGGGUGUAAACACAUUAAAAUUACAUUAAUUUCAUCUUGGAAAUCAGUCAUUAAGAAUAACAAUAAACUGCAAUUAGGAUCCAAAUUUUCCAAAUAAGCAAUGAGUUACUCCAAAUAAGCAAUGAGUAAUAAUUUUAAGCUUAUUUAAUAUUCUUUGUUAUAAUUUAAUUUAGGUGAACUGACCAUCAACAAGUAUACUUUAUUUAUUCUCAACUGUAGGACCUGGUAGGACAAUAUAAAACUUUACUUAAACUUGACUGACAAUCUAUUUUAUAUUUUUCUUGACAUUACUACAGUCAAGUAAAACAAUAUUUUUCAUUGCUUUUUUUUUGUGAGUGAUAGUCAUUUUCGAAAAGUAAUCAGCAAUUUUAUAAUCGAUAUGGGUAAUAACUUUUUUUGGUUAAGAAUGUUAGAAUAUUCAACAUUAAAAGUGGAUGUUGUUCUAUGGUUGUUAAUUUAUGUAUUGACAGUACUUAUAGACAGUUCUGAAGUAAUGUCAAGAAAAAUAUAAAAUAGAUUGUCAGUCAAGUUUAAGUAAAGUUUUAUAUUGUCCUACCAGGUCCUACAGUUGAGAAUAAAUAAAGUAUAAUUGUUGAUGGUCAGUUCACCUAAAUUAAAUUAUAACAAAGAAUAUUAAAUAAGCUUCAAAUUAUUACUGAUAACAUUGUAUUAAGUAACUCAUUGCUUAUUUGGAAAAUUUGGAUCCUAAUUGCAGUUUAUUGUUAUUCUUAAUGACUGAUUUCCAAGAUGAAAUUAAUGUCAUUUUAAUGUGAUUACACCCUACGACGGUGGCAGUGAAAGUGAGGAAGACGGUAUUAUAGAAAGAAGCUAAAAUAUAUAGUUUAAAUGUAUUUUAACUAUUUCUGUAGGUACCUACGUAUUUAUUAAGGUUUAACAUAUUUGUGCGCUUAAAUACAUUAUUAUAUAAAUGUUUUAUACAAAAUUAUUUUUAUUUUGUUCACAUAAAGGUAUUUUUCGAAAAAAAAAAUGUUUUAGAACUCCUGACAGCCACAAAAUGUCAAUAAUAUUAAUUCCUAAGUUAUUAAUAGUUAUCCUAUAGAAAAAAGUAUGUUUGCUUAAACCUGUUUCUGAUCAAAUUUGGCAUCACUGUUGGUCAUAAGAACCUGUACUGUAAAGUCAAGGUGGAACGCACUAUAGGAAUCUAAUUCGUUCAACUUUUACCUGGAUAAAUUGACGAAUCGAUGAAUGCAUAUUGCAGAUUCCCCAUGUCUAUCCCAUGUUUAUCGCCCGUUUGCUUUGUAAAUUGUAGAACACUCGAAUUUAAGUUGUAAUCAGAAUUUGCUUUCCAGCUUAAGAAAUCUUUAGUUUUCCGAUUCUUUCGAUUUAUUUUUGCUUUUAAUAGAUGUCGCUGUUGCGUCUUUUGCCAAUUAUUUUUAAUAAUUUGUUAACAUGACUGGGAGAUUUGUAUUCGAUUCAGAGCGCACCACGGGCUGUUCUGAGGAGUUCAAAAGAACGAAAUGUACAUAAACAGAUGUUGGUGAUCUCUGAAACGAAAUUAAAUCUUACUUAAACUGUCUGAAAUUAUUAUUUCUAGUUUACUUCUCAAAAAAAACUUAACAGCUGCAUUUUUUAUUGUUAUUUAAAUAUUUAUUUAUUUGAAUUUUUUUGUGGUUUCCUUUAGUUUAAGUGAAUAAUAAUGAUUUAAGAUAAUCAAAAUUUUACCGGACAUUUGGGACACAUUUGUAUUAGGUAAAUAAAAUAUGAAGCGACUGGGGUCUUGUAAAAAGGGUUAAAAUCUUUGUAUAGUGAAAAGAAUAUUCGGUGUGAGUGUGUUGUGAGUAUUUCUGUGAUCUUGAAACUUGAUAGAUAAAGUUGGAAUACUUUAUUGUAAACUUAGAGAUGUACAGAUAAAUUAGAGCAUUUAAUCUGAUAGCACAAAAUACAAAAUCACGGUUUUCAAAAUUAUGAAAAAAUAAUUCAAAAUUUAUUAAUUUGCUUCAGUUUAUUCAGUUUAAAGCACAGGUUCAUAAUUUUUUAAUCGGGCACAUUGUUUACAUCUAACACUAGCUGUUCAUGGACGCCAAACUUCAUAGCUGGCAUGUCAAACGUCAUAGCUGAGACAUGUCAAACGUCACAGCUGAGACAUGCCAAACGUCAUAACUGAGACGUGUCAAACGUCAUAGCUGAGAUGAACAUGCGCAUUGAUUCAGUUGAAGUUAAUGCCAGUGAGUUAAAUAUACAGAAGCUUCAUUAGAAUAGUGAAGGGCGUUCAAACCCAAGAUAUGUUGUUUAAAAUAUAAUACUGAAAAAUGCAACCCAUAGGAUUCAAGAAAAAGAAAACUUUAGGUUGGCACAUAGCACUAAAAGUUAAAAAACAACAGAACAAUAGUUUUCAUUUUGGUCAAAUUUCCGCAAUGAAAUAUUUUCUUUAUUUAGCAUUUUCCUAAUGAUUGGCUAAAAUAUAGUUCUGCUGUAGAAUGUAAAGUUCUUUCCCUGUACUUCCCAAUAUAAAGUUUUCUGUCAUCUUUUUUUUUUAUUUUUUGGAGCGUGCUGUUACUGUACAUUCUACAAAAAGGUUCAGGUUUUACAGUCUUUACAUUUAACUUAUGUACUAUAUCCUAUUAUUUAUUUCCUAUACCUUAACUCAUCUGUCAAUUCAUAACACUGUUACUAAAAUGCUCUUGUUAGUAUUCCUAAGCAUAGCUAUACCAAUUAGGCUAUUUGCUCAGUCUUUUGUAUAUAUAAUUUAAGAUCCACAAAUCCCUUCUCUAUUUUGCUGUGGAAGAUUUUGCCUUCUCCAUUUUUGAGGUGCAAGCCUGUUUUUCGCUCAUAGAAAAGGUUACACGAUUUCCUCGCAGGGUAGCAAGGCAAGCAGACAAAAUCAAAAGUUGAAAAAUCUCCCGCUAGGGGCAUGCUCUCUAUGUCAACUGAAUACGGACGGAAAACCAGACGCAUGCGCGCUAGAAGUAUGGACAUUUUUGAAUAUGUGACAGUAUUGUCACGAUACUACCGUUUUGUAUCCUGCAUAUAUUGUAUUUUGGUACAUUAUGAUGCUAAAUAUUAUAAUAUGAUGUAAUCCAAUUUAAUCUAUGGUUAUACUAAUCAAAUAUUUCUUUUUCAUCUUGCCAAAAAUGUAAAUUUUACAAAUUUUCUAUUUUGUGCUGCCAGAACAAUUUUUUUGAUUAUUUUGUUGCUUUGUUAUUAAUUUGUUACUGAAAUUUCUUUGAGAAUUGCAUUUUUUUUUAUUUAGUAAGUCAACUUCCAAUAAAGUUCCAUAUUUGAACAGAUUUAUCUACAGAAAUCUCUCAUUUUAUUCUGCGAUUGCUACAUCUAACUAUAUUAUCUUGGUAACAUUUAUCAGUUUUAGCGGUAUAUAGUGAGAUACUUUUGUAUAUACAUAUAUUUGAAAAAACAGUGCAAUUAUUAGUAAAUCACCGAUUUUAUUUAUAAUUUUUUUGUUAACAAAUGAUUCAGGGUCCAAUAAAGUUGAUCACUACUUGUUUA